CCAGCACGGCAGCACAAUGUAACGUGCGUCGCCAUCUUAGGGCCGUCACUCGUCACGUGCUCCUUAGUAACCUCCAUUUCUAUAAAUCAGUGUAAAAGCUGCCAAAAUGGCAGAAACAUCUGGCGACAUCCGAAAAUAAGACGUCUGAUUAUGAGUUUUACAUCGCCAGGGCACAAAGCCAUACCCUUUCACCAAGAUCAGAAUCUCCCUCACAAUGCAUCUUUGCAGUUUCAAGGGUUCCUUUACCAAGGGGAGUUGUGCAGAAAGAAUUGUGGAUUCUAUGGUAAUCCAGCAUGGCACGGGUAUUGUUCCAGGUGUUGGAUCCAGCACAGGCAGCAGGCCCGACCUCUCACAGACGGUUUUAGACAUCAAACAGGAAAUCUACAGGUUAAACCUGAUGUGAAUGUGACUACACAGCUGUUGCAUAGAAAAGAUACGCUUCAUGAUGUCACCAAUAACAAUGUCCAAAGUGGGCAAGCUACCUCAAUCCUAUACCAAACUGCAACAGGCUCUGUAUCUCACUUUUCCCGGUCUUGCCUUCUCUCACUGGCUGGAGGAGAUUUUUCACAAUUUCUCAAAGCUCUCCGUAGUCCAGAGGCCCAACCAUUAUUAACUUGCUGCAAUAAUUUCAUUCAAAGGAUGCAGGAGGCUGAGACCAUGACUGUUGAUGAAAAAGCAGAAGAAGUGCAGACCUUCUACCAACAGAUUGUUCUCUACUACCCUGAUCACAUGUCAGAUGAGGGAGACCGGUUGCUGGAUAAUACUGAGAAGCUGGUGAUGACGCGACUUCAUCAGUCUGUAUUUUGUCUGAAUAGCUCACAAGAUGAACAGAAGGAUCUUGCUCUUCAAAAGCGCAUCAAGUCAUUGAGUUGGGUCACACAAAAAAUGCUUCAACUCCCACUAGUAGAGGAAGGUGAAGAAGUGGAGAAUGGGAUCUCUUGUGCCAUAAUUUCACUGAUAGAAAUGGAUUCCAAGAGAGCUCCCCAAGACAAGCUAACCUGCGUGUCUAAAGCUUGUAACUCCCUUUACAAAUCUAUCCAAAUUUCUAAGAAGGAGCCAGCCACAGCUGAUGAUUUACUGUCUUGUCUAGUAUAUAGUACGCUGAAGGCAAACCCACCCCGCCUGUGGUCAAACCUGCAGUACAUCACCAGGUUCUGCAAUCCCAAGAGACUUACCACAGGGGUGUCUGGAUAUUAUUUUACCAACCUUUGUUGUGCAGCGUCUUUCAUCGAGACUCUGGAGGCCUCCUCUCUUGGUCUCACCCGAGAAGAGUUUAAUCGUUUAAUGCAGGGUUCAGAUGGAACAACUUUUAUAUCGAGUAGCAGCAUAAGCACAUUGCAACAAAUUGAGAGAAACAAGGAACUCUUGGGAGAACUGCAGCAGCGACAGGAUAUUCUGUUCCAAAAGGCCACAUGCCUGGGAAAAGAGGUUGAAGCCUGGCCUUUGUCUGUACAGCGAGACAUUCAGGAAAUCAUCCGGAGAUUUCCUCUAGACAGUAAAGCUUCACCAAGAAGUUGUGUAUGAUGUAUCUCCAGGGACGUUUUUUUUUUUUACAAGAUGGCAUGCUAUGCUGCUAUUGAUCUAGUUCAGUCUGGGCUAACCAAUGAAGGAUUUUUCUAAAACAAAAACACUUAUUAAACUAUCUAUUAUUUA
Hyla sarda is the source of this 1653-nucleotide messenger RNA. RefSeq names its product rab5 GDP/GTP exchange factor-like. The transcript is spliced from 9 exons. The coding region runs from base 151 to 1524 and encodes 457 amino acids. NCBI's taxonomy places the organism in Eukaryota, Metazoa, Chordata, Amphibia, Anura, Hylidae. Gene Ontology annotation, biological process: vesicle-mediated transport. The record is from RefSeq and is a predicted model, not a curated record. Gene Ontology annotation, cellular component: cytosol; endocytic vesicle. Gene Ontology annotation, molecular function: guanyl-nucleotide exchange factor activity; small GTPase binding; DNA binding.